AUGGCCGACUCGCUGCACAACGCGCCCAUUGUACUCGACAAUGGUUCAGGAACGAUCCGUGCAGGUUUCGCGGGCGAGGAUGCACCAAAGUGUUUCUUUCCGUCAUUCGUUGGGCGCCCAAAGCACCUGAGGGUCCUCGCCGGUGCUCUGGAAGGAGAGGUGUUUAUCGGGCAAAAGGCGGCGACGGAGCUCAGAGGUCUACUAAAGAUCAAGUAUCCGCUAGAGCACGGCAUUGUGACAGAUUGGGACGACAUGGAGCGCAUCUGGGAGUAUGUGUAUGGAGAGGGACUUAGGACACUUAGUGAAGAGCAUCCUGUUCUCCUGACAGAGCCGCCCUUGAACCCUAGGAGCAAUCGCGACACGGCUGCGCAGAUACUAUUUGAGACAUUCAACGUCCCCGCGUUACACACGUCGAUACAAGCCGUUCUCUCAUUAUAUGCCAGCGGCAGGACGACGGGCAUCGUGCUGGACUCGGGUGACGGUGUGUCACACGCCGUGCCGGUCUACGAGGGCUUCGCCAUGCCUAGCAGCAUCCGCCGAAUCGACGUCGCCGGACGAGACGUAACCGAGUACCUGCAGAUGCUGCUGCGGAAGAGUGGAUACGUCUUCCACACGAGUGCGGAGAAGGAGGUGGUGCGUCUGAUCAAGGAGAGCGUGUCGUAUGUGGCGCAUGAUCCGCGGAAAGAGGAGAAGGAGUGGUUCGGAGUCAAGCACAAUGAGAGCAAGAUGGGCGAAUACGUGCUCCCUGACGGUCACAAGCUCAAGAUUGGAGCUGAGCGCUUCCGCGCCCCCGAGAUUCUAUUUGACCCCGAAAUCGUCGGCCUCGAGUAUCCCGGCGUGCACCAGAUUGUUGUCGAUGCCAUCAACCGUACCGACCUCGACCUACGGAAAUCGUUGUACAGCAACAUUGUUCUGUCGGGUGGCAGUACGCUGACCAAGGGUUUCGGCGACCGACUGCUGCACGAGGUGCAGAAGCUGGCGGUCAAGGACAUGCGUAUAAAGAUUUUUGCGCCGCCGGAGCGCAAGUACUCGACAUGGAUAGGAGGAAGUAUUCUUGCUGGUCUGAGUACAUUCCGCAAGAUGUGGGUGAGCAUUGAUGACUGGCACGAGAACCCGGACAUUAUCCACACCAAAUUCACCUAA
Molecule: messenger RNA, 1143 nt
Organism: Geosmithia morbida
Lineage: Eukaryota; Fungi; Ascomycota; Sordariomycetes; Hypocreales; Bionectriaceae
Product: centractin
Exons: 4
Coding region: 1-1143 (380 amino acids)
Source: RefSeq, a predicted model, not a curated record